Messenger RNA from Fomitiporia mediterranea MF3/22, 675 nucleotides. RefSeq lists its product as uncharacterized. The transcript is spliced from 3 exons. The record is from RefSeq and is a predicted model, not a curated record. Lineage: Eukaryota; Fungi; Basidiomycota; Agaricomycetes; Hymenochaetales; Hymenochaetaceae. The coding region runs from base 1 to 675 and encodes 224 amino acids.
AUGAACAUCGAAGUUCCAGAGUACAUGACUGUGCUAAAAUGGGAACGCAACACAACUUUUCUUGACUUACAUGGGGUAACAGGGGUUCUGGUCAGGGGCGCAUAUUGUCGGAUGAUGCAGACAAUCGAGUCCGGUCUGUGGCCGGAGAGGGAGGCGAAUAAGAGUUCAGAUACAGCCAUGGAUGUUGACUCGGAUCCACAAUACAACCCCUUCAAGACCAAUGCGACGUUUUCAAAAUCAGAGAUUGUGGAUGGUAUAAUAGUGACUGGUGGACCUGGUAUUGGUAAGACCCUGUUUAUGGUCUAUGUUCUUACACUAUGCCUCCUUGCUCGUCAACCUGUAGUCUGGCAGGCUGAUUCCGAUCAGAUACUUGUGUUUGACGAGGAAGGAGUCUAUUCAUCUCCGCUGCACCGUGAGCUGCCAUUGUACAUGCCAGAGGAGGCCUUCUACCUAGUUGAUUGCAAUCGGAAUUGCCCUUGUCCUAACAGCCUGCUCAUGCUCAACCUGGUCAAAUUGAAAAAGGGCAAGCUCUUGUAUUUUGCAUCCCUUCGUUACCAAAACAUGGAUUUUACCACCAAGAAUCCAGUAGAGCUACCACCACUAUUUAUGGAACAGUGCACUCCAGAAGAUCUUCUGACUGCUAUGGGACAAACCGGUCUCAGAAAGGCGGAUUGA